UCCACUCGGCGGCGGCGGCGGCGUGGAGCCGAACGUGCGGACGUGACGUCGAGGCGCAGAUGAUUGACGGCGAUCUGGACCAAUGGCGAUGGACCGGGAGAUCCUCCAACCAAUCAGAGGGCGGUGCCUGAUGGUCCCUUUCUCCUCCCGCGCCUUGGUUGGAGUGGGUGGCCUCCUUUGUGCAAGAAGCUCUCAGUUACUCAGGAGGGUAACAGAACGGGAGGAAUUGUAGACGGGAAACUCAAACCAAAGAUCGUGCCAAGAUCUGAUUGAGUCACUUGAUUCAUCAGGACUUGAAUAUUUGAAUGUGGAAGGAGAACUGUUUGUCUGUUCUGCCUGUGGGAAAAGAUUUCAAACAUUGUUGUAACUAGAAAAGCACCGAGACACACACACACACCCGAGUGAGAGUGUUUCCAGUGCACUGACUGUGGGAAAGGGCUUUAACCAGUUGUACGGCCUGAGAAAAAAUCGCACCGUUCACAGAGUCUGCGUGUGGACGAGCGUUCAACUGAUUGCCCAAGCUGGAGAGAGACAAGGGUGCCAGCACCAUGGAGAAACCGUGGAAAUGUGCGGACUGCAGGAAGGAAUUUAGUUACCCCUCCCAGCUGGAAACUCACCGUCGCAGCCACACCGGGGAGAGGCCGUUCACCUGCUCCGUGUGUGCGAAGAAAUUCAGUGAUUCAUCCACCCUGCAGAAGCACCAGCGAGUUCACACCGGGGAGAGGCCGUUCAUCUGCUCUGAGUGUGGGAAGGGGUUCACUCAGUCAGCCACCCUGCGGAAGCACCAGCGGGUUCACACCGGGGAGAAGCCGUUCAUCUGCUCCAUGUGUGGGAAGCGAUUCACUCAGUCGUCCAAUUUGUUGACCCACCAGCAAGUUCAUACUGGGGAGAGGCCGUUCAUCUGCUCCGUGUGUGGGAAGCAAUUCAAUCAGUCGUCCAGCUUGUUGACCCACCAGCGACUUCACACCGGGGAGAGGCCGUUCACCUGCUCUGAGUGUGGGAAGGGGUUCACACAGCUAUCCAGCCUGCUGAAACACCGUGGCAGCCACGCCAGUGGGAGGUCUUUUAAAUGCUCCGACUGUGGCGAUGGCUUUCAGAACUCCAAGGAACUGAUGCUCCACCAACGCGUUCACACUCAGGAGAGACCGUACAGCUGCUCUCACUGCGCAAAGAGGUUCAGAACAUCGUUCCACCUGCUGACACACCAGCGAGUCCACACGGGCGAGCGGCCCUUCACUUGCCCCGUGUGUGGGAAGGGGUUCACUCAGUUGCAACACCUACUGAGACACCAGCGCGUUCACACCGGGGAGAGGCCGUUCACCUGUUCCGUGUGUGGGAAGGGGUUCACCCAGUCGUCCAGCCUGCUGACCCACCAGCAACUUCACAAGUGAUUCUGGGGGUUGGAUUCUGCUGCUGUUAAUCACAUCCAGGACUGAACCAGGUUCAUCCUGACAGUUGGGGUCUGUUUCUGCUCAUGGUAAUAAUCCCUGUAACUGGGCCGGAGGUUAAUAUUCUGGAUAUGUGAAAUAAAUCAGACGUGUCUAAACAA
Messenger RNA from Carcharodon carcharias (great white shark), 1549 nucleotides. Its product is annotated as zinc finger protein 774-like. Gene Ontology annotation, biological process: central nervous system development; regulation of transcription by RNA polymerase II. Gene Ontology annotation, molecular function: RNA polymerase II cis-regulatory region sequence-specific DNA binding; DNA-binding transcription factor activity, RNA polymerase II-specific. Bases 549 to 1391 code for a protein of 280 amino acids. NCBI's taxonomy places the organism in Eukaryota, Metazoa, Chordata, Chondrichthyes, Lamniformes, Lamnidae. The record is from RefSeq and is a predicted model, not a curated record. Gene Ontology annotation, cellular component: nucleus. The transcript has 2 exons.